AUGAGUAAUAAUGAAGUCUCAAGCUCUUCAGUGACUCACCGGCUGCCGACCAUCCAGUCAGGAUACAAUGUGCUUCUGAGACUGCCUAACGGUGAUAUUCGUGGUGUGAAGGUGGACAAAGACGCGACGAUAACUGUCGGUCGCCUGGGAUCGUUCUUCGCUAAUGAGCUCAUAGGAGUGCCAUAUGGAUUCACCCAUGAAAUCGUGGAUAAAAACCUCAAAAUAAUGCCUCCUCGCACUUUGCAGGAAGUCGAGGACACGGAUGCCACCAAUGAGCUAAUCAACGAUGGCGAAUCUGUGCAGCCAUUAACCAUUGAUGAAAUCACCGCUUUGAAGCAGUCUGGCGUCCAUUCAUCUGAUAUCAUUAACAAGCAAAUUGAAGCGCAUGCAAAUUACUCACUUAAAACAGAGUAUAGCAAAGAGAAGUACAAGAAACGCAAAGAGGCCAAAUACUCUAAAACGUUCACCACCAUAGAACCUACACUAUUUAAUGUCUGUGAUUACUGGUUUAACAAAGAUCAGACCCGCAUACGCGACAUUCGCGCAGAUACGCUAUCGCAGAUUCUUAACCUUGCCAACGUCAGGCCAGGAGGCCGGUAUAUCGCAGUCGAUGAUGCGUCCGGACUUGUCAUAUGUGGUAUCUUGUCUCGCAUGGGAGGCGAAGGACGUCUGAUUACCAUCUGCGAUACGGAUUCGCCUCCAGCAUAUCCAGUCAUGGUUCAAAUGAACUUUGACCCAAAAUCCGUUAAUGGUGUGCUUUCUUCUCUGAAUUGGGCUACAGCGCAAGAGGACUACACUCCUGUUCUCCCUCCAUCAGAUGUUCCUGCUGAGGACAUGAAGUCGGAACGUCAGAAAGCUCGUCUAAAGAAACGGAAGCUUGUCACCGAUGCCCUGGCCAGCACUCGCGAAGAAUUAUUUGCCGGGGAGUUUGAUGGACUGAUCGUUGCAAGCGAGUAUGAUCCAUGGCCCAUUGUUCAGAAGUUGACACCCUAUAUCUCUGGGUCUGCAUCAAUUGUGGUACAAAGUCCUUACGGUCAAAUUCUCGACGAUCUGCAAAAUAAAAUGCGUGCGGUACCAUCUUUUCUUUGUCCCACAGUGACAGAGGGAUGGCUUCGGCGCUACCAGGUACUACCGGGACGUACACAUCCAACAAUGAUGACGUCUGGGACAGGCGGGUUUUUAUUGCAUGCCAUUAAAGUAUACGAUGACCCUGAGGCUUCAGCCGUUGAAACGCACCGUUCCCAUAGGAACAAGAAAGCUAAAAUGGGACAGCCUCAAGUAGUCAUCGAAAAAGAAUCUACCCUACUGGACAGCGAAAUGGCUGUUGAAUGAUUAUUGCGAAGGCCGUACAUUAUCCUUGGGGCCGUUCCGAAGCGCUAGGUGGUUGUGGUAUUAUUUCGGGAAAGAGAGUAGCAAUGAUCUAAGCAUCAAGUCAAUAUUGAAAGACCUCACAUGAGAGACCUUACAUGAGCAGUUGACUGACCUCGUCGACAACCGUGUAGGCUAUAUGCUGGU
This is a messenger RNA of Guyanagaster necrorhizus, 1515 nucleotides long. RefSeq names its product Gcd10p-domain-containing protein. Lineage: Eukaryota; Fungi; Basidiomycota; Agaricomycetes; Agaricales; Physalacriaceae. Gene Ontology annotation, cellular component: tRNA (m1A) methyltransferase complex; nucleus. The transcript has 11 exons. Gene Ontology annotation, biological process: tRNA methylation. The record is from RefSeq and is a predicted model, not a curated record. The coding region runs from base 1 to 1332 and encodes 443 amino acids.